AUGGCGGCGGCGGCCGCGGCGGCCGCCGGGGGCCCCCAGCCGCCCCAGCCCGAGCCGCCGGCCCCCGGGCUGGCGCUGGACAAGGCGGCCACCGCGGCGCACCUGAAGGCGGCCCUGAGCCGCCCGGACAACCGGGCGGGCGCCGAGGAGCUGCAGGCGCUGCUGGAGCGGGUGCUGAGCGCCGAGCGGCCGCUGGCCGCGGCUGCGGACGGCGAGGAGGCGGCGGGCGGCGGCGGCGGCGCGGCGGCCGAGGAGGAGGCCCUGGAGUGGUGUAAGUGCCUCCUGGCGGGCGGCGGCGGCUACGAGGAGUUCUGCGCGGCCGUGCGGGCCUACGACCCCGCGGCGCUCUGCGGCCUGGUCUGGACGGCCAACUUCGUGGCCUACCGCUGCCGGACGUGCGGCAUCUCCCCGUGCAUGUCGCUGUGCGCCGAGUGCUUCCACCAGGGCGACCACACGGGACACGACUUCAACAUGUUCCGCAGCCAGGCCGGCGGCGCCUGCGACUGCGGGGACAGCAACGUGAUGCGGGAGAGCGGGUUUUGCAGAAGACAUCAAAUUAAAUCAAGUUCAAAUAUCCCUUGUGUCCCCAAAGACUUACUAAUGAUGUCUGAAUUUGUGCUUCCAAGAUUUAUUUUUUGUCUCAUUCAGUACUUAAGAGAAGGCUAUAAUGAACCAGCAGCUGAUGUACCAUCAGAAAAAGACCUUAACAAAAUUCUUCAGCUUUUGGAACCUCAAAUUUCCUUUUUAGAAGAUCUAACUAAAAUGGGAGGAGCAAUGCGGUCUGUUCUUACUCAGGUUUUGACAAACCAACAGAACUACAAAGAUCUGACUUCUGGUCUUGGAGAAAAUACUUGUGCAAAGAAAAGUCACGAAAAGUACCUUAUAGCUUUGAAGAGCUCUGGAAUUACCUAUCCUGAGGAUAAACUUGUAUAUGGUAUUCAGGAGCCAUCUGCUGGCACUAGCACUCUGACAGUUAAAGAUUUUGCAGGUGCAACAGGGACAUUGGCACAACUAGAUUCUUCAGAUGAGGAGGAUCAGGAUGGAAGUCAAGGUCUGGGCAAGAGAAAGAGGGUCAAACUAAGCAGUAGCACCAAAGAUCAAUCCAUAAUGGAUGUUUUGAAACAUAAAAGUUUCCUAGAAGAACUAUUGUUUUGGACUAUAAAAUAUGAAUUCCCUCAGAAGAUGGUAACUUUCUUACUCAAUAUGCUUCCAGAUCAAGAGUAUAAGGUUGCUUUUACAAAAACUUUUGUUCAGCAUUAUGCUUUCAUUAUGAAAACACUGAAAAAAAGUCAUGAAUCAGACACGAUGUCUAACAGAAUUGUUCAUAUUAGUGUUCAGUUGUUCAGCAAUGAGGAGCUAGCAAGACAGGUAACAGAAGAAUGUCAGCUGCUGGAUAUUAUGGUCACUGUGCUAUUAUACAUGAUGGAAAGUUGCCUUAUUAAAAGUGAGCUACAAGGAAACCCAAGAAUAUACUAG
Messenger RNA from Pipistrellus nathusii (Nathusius's pipistrelle), 1476 nucleotides. NCBI's taxonomy places the organism in Eukaryota, Metazoa, Chordata, Mammalia, Chiroptera, Vespertilionidae. The record is from the annotation of a GenBank genome assembly.